GCUGUCAGUUGUGUUUCGUUUCGUCGUCGUUCGUCUCGUUGCAUCAAGUCGGGUGCAGAUUUUUACGAAGAAAAUCAAGCAAAAAAAAAAUGCCGGAAGCACCAGCACGUAAUCCUUUGGAGAGCUUCACCAAUGCUGUUAGUGCUAUGAUCGAUGGACCUGUUACAUGGUUCCGUGAAUCCGUCGUCGAGCCGAACCGCAAGAACUACCCGUGGUACCACCAGCAAUUCCGUCGUGUUCCGUCCAUCGACCAGUGCUACACCGACGAUGCCGUGUGUUUCUUCGAAGCCAACAACCAGUUCAAGCGCGACAAAAUGGUUGACAAUGAGAUCCUGAACAUUCUUCGUCAACGUUUUGAGGACUGUGUCAUGUAUGAGCAACCGGAUCACGAACGCAAAUGCAGAGCACUGUUGGAUCAAUACGAAAAGGGUGCCGAAAAUUGGUUUAUCAAAUACGGUGAUCUCGGAGGUUAUGCCAACGCCAAAACCGCCUACAUGAAGCAGAAGCACCGCAUGGUGUGGGAGAGACGUCACGGACCAGUCGGUACCGGAAUGAAGCAAUCCGAUGAUGCUGCCCCAGAACACUGAAGCAGGUGGUUCGUUGGUCGGGAAUGCUCUACGACGAAAAGAGGUAAUCGCAGUAGUUUGAAAAUUGGUUAUUUCUUAUGAAAUCGUGUAAAUAUAAGAACAACACUGAA
Molecule: messenger RNA, 697 nt
Organism: Aedes albopictus (Asian tiger mosquito)
Lineage: Eukaryota; Metazoa; Arthropoda; Insecta; Diptera; Culicidae
Gene: ND-PDSW
Product: NADH dehydrogenase [ubiquinone] 1 beta subcomplex subunit 10
Exons: 5
Coding region: 90-587 (165 amino acids)
Source: RefSeq, a predicted model, not a curated record